Messenger RNA from Schistosoma rodhaini, 2713 nucleotides. NCBI's taxonomy places the organism in Eukaryota, Metazoa, Platyhelminthes, Trematoda, Strigeidida, Schistosomatidae. The record is from the annotation of a GenBank genome assembly.
CGAACAUUUGUGCAUUCUAAUUUUCUUGAAUAAUGAAUGGAGUUUUGAAGUAUGUUGCAAUCUUGAUAUAUUUCUUAUUCAAUAUACUCAAUAGACCACACAUUUGAUUUGUCUUUAAGUGAACAAUGUUUAAAAUUACGAUUCGUACAAUUCGAAGAGGAAAUUAUGGUAGAUAAUGAUUCUGAAGUAUUGUUUUGAGAACUUCCAACUCCCAAAUACUCUCUGUUCGUAAUCAAUUUCGUUCAGCUAAAAGUGUAAUCUACAGCCUAAAUAUAUAUAUCUAAGAAAAUCAUAACCAUAAACUGUCGUCGUAAUCUUGCAUAUAUAAAACACUGUUGGCAAUGAAUUGUACAUGGACUCAUGUACCACAAAAUACAUUCACUUUUUAGAAACAUGACGCAUAAAAAUGAGAUCUCAUAGGGCAUUUCUUCUUAAUUCGUUACAAAUUACUUACGUAGUUUUAGUAAAUUUAUACUUUAAAUGAAAAGUAGUUUACUGUCAUUAGUUAGACAAAUGUGUAUAGUUCUUGUUUUUCAUGUAGCAGUGUCAUAUAAACUGGAAAUUUAACUAGAAUGUUGAAAGUUUUCCAGAAUCGCUUGGAUAUAUUGUUCAUAACUAAUAACGUAUAUAAUGAUAAACAAACUCAUUCUCAUAGUCAAACUACUUUCACUAAUGGCUCAAAUUUCUUUUGACAAAAUAGUUGAAUAAUUUCUUUGUCAUAUGAAAGAUUUAUGCAAUCAACGACUCUACCGUCUGUAAAACAUCUGCUUGAAUAUAAAUGCUAAUACGUUUAUCACGGAUAAUAAUUAACAGUAUUCGCUUAAUAUGAAAAUGAGCAUUAAACAUUCAAAGUCUAGUUAAAACGUACAGUAGUCACCCAGCCACAGAUAGAAAAUUAUUUAUACUUAUAAAUCUAUGAAAUCUAACUAAAGUUCAUAUUGCUUCCGAACAAUUUUUAAUGAACACAUUAUCAUUUUAUCAGUUCAUAAAUGAUCUACAACAAUAGGGUUCCUACAAUCUUCAAUAUGAAUGUUCAAUUGUCAUGGAAUAUAGACAAAUGUUUUCACCACCCACUUAUUCAUUAUAGUGCUCGAUCGCAUUAGUUUGAUUUUCAUCAAACAACAACACAUCAGAUAUUCAUACCAUCAUGAGAUUUUCCUCUCAAAUGAUAAAACGAAUCAUGAACCUUAUACAUUGAAUGUACUCGCAUACUAAUCAACUGUGAUUAAUUUCCCUUGAAAGUUUUUUCUUGAAUCAAUGAAUUCUUUCAUCUUUCAUCCAACAGCUUAUUUACUUUGAUUGGUUGACAUCAAAAUACAUUGUUUUUCUCUUACGAAAUUCAUGAAGGACCAAAACAAAUCUGAGUAUUAAAUAUAUUUUAGAAAUUGAUGAAUUGUGGAUUGAUUGAUUGUGUUGAGGAGAAAUAUUUAAUGAUACUUUAAUGGUGGUUUUUAUCCUGUCUGAUUCCAGUUAUGUUUAAGAAAAUCAUAUUACCUAUUCAAUUGAUGAGUAAUUCGUUGAUUUUAAAAUAAAUUUAUUCUAGAUACCACAUGAUCCUACUAACUUUGUUUUUUACAGAUCAAAUUCAAUCAAUUAAAUGUCAUGUGUGUGAUUACUGCCCCAUAGUAACGAAUAAGUCAAUAUCAAAUGAAAACUGUACUUCGUGUGCAGUUGCCGGUGCAAAUUAUUCAGUACACAGAAUAUGUUUGCGUAAUAAUACAAUUCCAACAAACUUUCCAACUGAGAAUCGGGAUGUGUGCUAUUUGGAUCUGUGUAAUAAUGGAGUAAUUGGAGGAAAACGAAACGAUUCAAUCAGUUGUUAUACUAGUCUUGAUUGUGAAAAUAUUACUAUUUACAUAAUUAUAGAGGGUGUUGGAAGAUGUAUGACAACUCAUAGUUCUGGAAUUACUAGCAAAUUUUGUGGAUCUGCCUAUAAUCAAUUGGAUCAUGAGUAUACAAUCGAUCGUUGCUCAACAAAUAGAUGUAACAGAAUGACAAAAUUAUCUAUUCAUCGUCAUGUUACCAUUGUUUUGUUUGUUUGCAUAGCAAUCAGUAAAUACAUUCUAUGAAUGACCUAGCUCAUAAUCUUCUGUGAUUUAUAUAAUUGCUUUAAAUUUACAUACAUUUUGGUCAUUUUAAUUGAAGUGUAUUCAUUAUUAAACACUCUACCUUCUUCCAUACACAUUCACAUAUUAAAUUUAUUGCUUUUUUGAAAUAGUUCACUAUGUACUACUUCAUUUAACCGUAUUUUGUUCUUUAACAAUAAAUUUGUAGUUUUUUCUUCAACGAGAGUAAUAAACUUCAAGAAAAUUAAUUCGGAUAAGAAUAUGUAUGCUAACAUUUUCUAAAAUGCGGUCACGGUUUUGUGGUUUACUGUUGGUUCACGACCUUUUCGAGCCCAAGAAUGAUCAGACUAUUCUAAUGCGAACAGUUCUAUAGCAGUCACGAUAACAAUAACUGAGACUCUACGCUUCAACAGUUAACACAUGAAGAGGACGCAACGUCUGAAAUACUGACACUAAAAGCGGAAUUAUUUGACAUGGAACACCUCAAUAUAUAUAUGGUAACGAAAACACGACCUUCAAGCGUACAAAAAAUUAUAGAACAGGAAAGGUCAGAAAUCAUGCAGGAAAUUAGAUUUCCUAUAAAACUGUAUCUAGUAAAACUUGGGUAUUCUCAAUAAGAAAUGAAUAGCUCUAUGAUUGUUUUAACA